Messenger RNA from Drosophila willistoni, 546 nucleotides. RefSeq lists its product as uncharacterized. The transcript is spliced from 3 exons. The coding region runs from base 1 to 546 and encodes 181 amino acids. The record is from RefSeq and is a predicted model, not a curated record. Lineage: Eukaryota; Metazoa; Arthropoda; Insecta; Diptera; Drosophilidae.
AUGACCCUCGUGAUGUAUCAGUUCUGCCGAGGGUUCAAAUUGUUAAUCCUAUUGAGUUCUCUGAUAGCUGCCGAGAAUCGACAUCUUUCGCUCAAAUGGGAUACCAUAGAAUGCCAUACACAUCCAAGUUACGUGACCGAUUUCAAAUGUUUGAUUAUACAGCCAAGGCGAUCGGUAUUGAGUAUUGAACUAACUUUGCUGGAAGAUCUCAGUUCGGUUGAAACAUACACAUUGGUGUCAACGAAAUAUAAAUCAUCUCCUCAUUAUCGAAAACUUUUUGAUAUCACUUUCGAUGGUUGUCGUGUCAUAGCAGAUGUGGCCCAAAGCGCCUUGGUAACAAAAAUAUACAAGGCUGUUAUACAAUCCAGUAAUCAGCCACGCAAAUGCCCCAUAAAAAAGGGUCUCAUCUAUUAUCGAAAUAUAAACAUAGAAGAUGUGUUACCCUCUUUUAUGCCAGUUAGCAAUUUAUUGGUGCAAGUGACUUUCUCUAAUAUAAAAGAAUAUUAUUUAAAUGUUACACUUAAGGGAAAAAUAUUACAAAAUUAA